GGAACAACGAGAUCGCAGAUAUUGAAGAUGGAGCCUUUUGGGGCGCCUAUAUGUUGAAUGACUUACUCAUCACUGAAAAUAAAUUAAGACAAAUCAGGCCUAAAAUGUUUGCCGGACUAAAGAAUAUGACUAAUCUAAUGCUACGAACCAAUCAAAUCACUUGUAUUACAAAUGACUCCUUUAGUGAUUUGGAUUCAUUAAGACUACUUUCACUGUAUGAUAAUAAGAUCCGGUGCAUAAUGCCCGGUGCCUUCGACAAAAUGAAGGCAUUAUCUACACUAAACCUGCUGUCAAACCCACUCAACUGCAACUGCCAUAUGCGAUGGCUGUCCAAUUGGCUCAAGAACCACAAUAUAGUGACAGGUAACCCGAGAUGUCAGUCACCGGUUGACUUGAAGGACAUUCCCAUCGAAGAUAUCGAGCAAAAGGACUUCAAAUGCGAUGAUAUUGAGCGCGAUUAUAGCGACUGCGGACCCGACUCCCAGUGCCCGACCCGAUGCAUAUGCACUGGAACUGUGGUCCGGUGUUCGCGACAAAAACUCAGAGCAGUUCCCCGGUAUGUGCAGCCCAUCACCACCGAGCUAUACCUGGAUGUGAACGACAUCGCGACCAUUCCUCGGGAAGUAAAUCAACUGCGAGACCUGACCCGACUUGACCUCAGCAACAACCAGAUCGCUCUACUCGAGGACAACAUAUUCGCCAAUCUAUCGGAACUUCAAACUCUCAUUCUAUCCUAUAAUAAGCUGCAAUGCAUUCAAUCGCAUGCUUUCCGAGGGCUUCGCAAACUACGGGUUCUCUCCCUUCACGGCAAUGACAUCUCAAUGAUUCCCGAGGGCUCCUUCAUAGACCUCGUGUCCAUAUCACACAUAGCUAUGGGUGCGAACCCACUCUACUGUGACUGCAACCUCCGAUGGCUGGCGCAGUGGAUCCAAAAAGACUUUGUCGAGGGAGGUAUCGCCAGAUGUCAUGAACCACGAUCUAUGAGAGAUAAACUAAUAAUGUCUGCGCCGCCCAACCACUUUAUUUGCACUGAAGAUCCUGAUCCCCAAGUGCUGGCUAAAUGUGACUCCUGCUACUCAUUCCCGUGUGCUAACGGUGCCACAUGCAAAUCAAUGCCAUUACGCGACUACCAGUGCAAUUGCGCUCCAGGAUAUCAUGGGUUGCACUGCGAGUAUAAGAUCGACGCCUGUUUCGGUAAUCCAUGUGAUAAUGAGGGCACCUGUAAAGUGAUGGAAGCCGGCAGAUUUAGUUGUCAUUGUCCUCCCGGCUUUGAUGGCGACAGAUGUGAGACCAAUAUAAACGAUUGUUUGGCCAAUAAAUGCGAGAACAACGGCACGUGUAUCGACCAAAUCGAGUCCUAUCGGUGUCACUGUUUGGCCGGUUUUGGCGGAGAGUAUUGCGAAACAAAGAUCCAGUUUUGCCAUAAAGAGUACAACCCGUGUAAAAAUGGUGCUCAAUGUGUGGAUCAUCGGACACACUAUCAAUGCAUUUGUGGCAAAGGAUUCAGUGGACACAACUGUACGGACAAUGACGACGACUGUGCGGACAAUCUGUGCCAAAACGGCGCCACUUGUGUCGAUGGGCUCAACAGCUACCGGUGUGAGUGUCCGCUGGGCUUCGCCGGCAAGUUCUGUGAGUUGGCCCCAAUGGUAGAGCUCUACCCUCAGACCAGUCCCUGUCAACAACACGACUGCAAACACGGCGCCUGUUUCAUGCCGUCAGGUUCCUCAGACUACAUCUGCAAAUGCAGUCCGGGCUAUACCGGCAAACGUUGUGAAAUGUUGGCCUCCAUUUCCUUCCGGGAGGGCUCGUACCUUGAAUUGGAACCAUUGAAGACAAUACCUGACGUCAAUCUGACCCUUAAGUUUGUCACCAAAAAGGAGUCGGGAGUUGUGCUGUAUUGGGGCGAUGGCCAGCACUUGGCAGUCGAGCUGUUCAGGGGUCGCAUCCGAAUCAGUCUGGAUGUCGGCAAUUAUCCCGUCUCCACGAUGUUCUCCUACGAGACUGUCAGCGAUGGCCGCUAUCAUGAACUCGAGUUCGUACUCUUCAAGAAGAACUUCACGAUGAGAGUAGACGGCGGACAGCACCGCACUAUUGUCAACGAGGGCUCCAAAGACUACUUGGAGUCCAAGUCAUCCCUUUUCAUCGGAGGAAUGCCCGACAAAGUGGCCCAAAAUGCCAUCAAGAAUUGGCACAUUUGGAACUCGUCCAGCCUAGAGGGGUGUAUGCGUGAGAUCUACAUCAACGGCAACCCGCCUGACCUGAACAGCGCCCGGCGCCAGCAUUUGGUACAACCGGGUUGUGUGGAGUUCGAUGACAUCAAUAAGCCAUGUCUUAAUCAUUUGUGCCAAAACGGCAAAUGUGUGCCAACUAGUGAUCUGCAGACAUAUGAAUGCAAGUGCAACAGUGGAUGGAGUGGACCUUUUUGUGAUCAGGCCCCCACCUGUCAGAAGGAAAUGAAACGCGACUUCUAUUACGAAGACAGUUGUCGGUCAACCAAAAAGUUAAAGCUUUCAGAAUGUGUGGGCAGUUGUGGUGACAACUGCUGUAAGCCGUUGAAGAGUAAGCGCCGGUCGGUGCGGAUGGCAUGCAGUGAUGGGUCAAAGUUCACUAAAGAGAUUGAAAUGGUCCGCAAGUGUGGCUGCAGUCGCAAGUGUUAGGGGUUAGGGUGUUAUGGUGUUGGACACCAACAUUGAUUCUUUCAAAGCUUACUAAUCUGAUGCCAAACUAUUAAUACGAUUCAUAUAUAAUAUAUACAUUUGUAAUGAUUGAUGCCGUAUAACGACUACAGUAUAACCACUAAUCACAAUACCAUACAAUGAAUGAUGAAUUGUUUCAUUUGAUGAAUACCUCAUUGAAAGGCCGCACAACUCAACUCAGAAGUGAACACUCUUCAGCGAUGCACUGUUCAUAACGUAUCGAUUGCUGAUUACUGCCAUAAUUGCAAUCAUUGUAUUGUUUCACAUAAAGUCAUUAUUUUGAUUACUGAGUACUAACUCAAUGACAACUCAAUUCAAUGAACACUCAAACUGAACACAAAUUUCAUGGAAUCUCAGAUCACAUUCACAUUCUCUGCAACUAAUGAGUGAAUUGAGGAAAUGUUGGAAUAAAGUCACUAAAAGACAUGUUUUCUCUACAAACACAACAGCUCUACAGCUCUACAGCUCCAC
Messenger RNA from Oppiella nova, 3170 nucleotides. NCBI's taxonomy places the organism in Eukaryota, Metazoa, Arthropoda, Arachnida, Sarcoptiformes, Oppiidae. The record is from the annotation of a GenBank genome assembly.